GAAUUUCGCUAUCAGUAUGUUAAAACCACUUCUUAUAAAUAAAGCUUUGCACCCACGCGCUAAAAGAUAUAAAUUUAGCUGAACUCCCAGUGCAUUUCAUGGGCAAUAAAAUAGCAUGGGUCACAUCAGCUGUUUUUACAACAUGGUUCAACGAUUGCUUCGUACCAGAAGUUGAAAAAUAUAUGACAGAAAUGGGUGUUCCUUUUAAAGUGUUGUUAAUUGUUGACAAUGCACCCGGUCAUCCUUGUUUAGAGCAUCCUAAUGUACAAGUAGUGUUUUUACCACCCAAUACGACUAGCCUUAUACAACCAUUGGACCAGGGCAUAAUCGCAACUUUUAAGAAACACUAUAUGAAAAUAACUUUCAGAUCAUGAAAACGGACAAGAAGAACCGGAAUCUAUUACAGCGGAUAAAAUAUAUGCAGGGAUAAAACUUUGCAGCAAAU
This is a messenger RNA of Glossina fuscipes, 445 nucleotides long. Its product is annotated as tigger transposable element-derived protein 1-like. The transcript has a single exon. Bases 99 to 374 code for a protein of 91 amino acids. Gene Ontology annotation, molecular function: DNA binding. Lineage: Eukaryota; Metazoa; Arthropoda; Insecta; Diptera; Glossinidae. The record is from RefSeq and is a predicted model, not a curated record. Gene Ontology annotation, cellular component: nucleus.